AUGAUCUGGGAGGCCUGGGGGCCGCAGGGGAGGGUGAUGAUACCGCAGCCGAUGAGGAUGAACAUCACAAUAAAUGUAAUGACGGACAGAGUGCUGUCGCAGCCGGAUCUUGCAUCGGACCUCGAGUCAGGCGUGGUGACUAUGAGAUAUCAUCUCGAUUGUGGUACCUACACAAACAUAUCAUCUCAACUUUACAUUGAUACUAGAAAAGUUCAGUCACAAAAGAUACUCAUUCUCGGUGUCACGAUUUCGCUGAGAUUAAACUCAGUAUGGGGACGCCAUUUGCACCACACAGAUUACUUGGACUAUUGUGCGGUUAACUGUAGGGCUUACGGUGCAUCGCUGACGGAUUUCGGAGGCGUGGGAGAUGGGACAACUUUGAACACGAGAGCUUUCCAGGCGGCCAUCGAUUAUCUGAGCCUGUUUGAACCCUACGGAGGAUCGAUGCUGUUUGUUCCUCCGGGAAAUUGGCUGACCGGAAGCUUCAACAUCACCACAAGCCAUUUCACACUUUAUCUCCAUAAAGAUGCUGUUCUUCUUGCUUCUCAGGAUGAAAAUGACUAUGCUGUAAUAGAACCUCUGCCGUCGUACGGCCGAGGAAGGGAUACAGAGGGAGGUAGAUACAUCAGUCUCAUCUUCGGUACCAACUUAACUGAUGUUAUCAUUACAGGAAACAAUGGCACGAUCGAUGGUCAGGGUGCGCCCUGGUGGGACAAGUUUCACAAGGGAGAGUUACUGUACACCAGACCUUACCUGAUUGAGAUAAUGUUCUCUGAGGAUGUUCAGAUAUCGAACUUGACCCUCCUCAACUCACCUUCGUGGCACGUCCAUCCCGUCUAUUGCAGCAAUGUCAUCGUGCAAUGGCUCACGAUUCUUGCUCCCGUAUCCGUCCCAAACACCGACGGUAUCAAUCCAGAUUCGUGCACGAACACCCGGAUCGACGACUGCUACAUCGUCUCUGGCGACGACUGCAUCGCGGUCAAGAGCGGGUGGGACGAGUACGGCAUCUCGUUCGCCAUGCCGACAAAACACCUGUCGAUCCGACGGCUGACGUGCGUCUCCCCCUCGAGCGCCGUCAUCGCGCUCGGGAGCGAGAUGUCUGGCGGCAUCGAGGACGUCCGCGCGGAGGACAUCGCCGCCGUAAACUCCGAGUCGGGCGUUCGAAUCAAGACGUCUCGUGGGCGGGGCGGUUACGUGCGCGACGUCUACGUACGCCGCGUGACCAUGAAAACCAUGAAGUGGGCCUUUUGGAUGACGGGAAAUUACGGGUCCCACCCAGACGACAAGUACGACCCGAACGCGCUUCCCGAGAUCAAGAAUAUUAACUUUAGGGAUGUGGUGGCGGAGAACGUUACGAUGGCGGCGAGGUUGGAAGGGAUAGCGGGAGAUCCUUUCAAGGGGAUAUGUUUGUCGAACGUGACGGUUGGGAUGGCGAAAAAGGCGAAGAAGGUGUUUUGGAAUUGCACGGAUGUCGAGGGGGUGUCGAGUGGGGUGGUCCCGAGGCCGUGCCCGGAGCUUGAGGGUAGGGGUACGGAAGGGGAUUUGGUGUGUGAUUUUCCGGCGGAGGGUUUGCCGAUCGAGAGUGUUGAGGUUCGAACGUGUUCGUAUCAGAGGAAGUAUUCGAAGGGUGAGCGCACGGUGAACAAGCAUUUGUUGUAGCAGUUGGCAUUGGUUGCUGUUGUUGUGAAGCUUAUUUCUUAAGUUGUGUGAUUGAGAAGGUGUGACUUGAAGUUUAAAUGAUGUGUGGCAGUUGCCAUUGUGUGUCUGCACUGCAGAAUAGAACUUUGCUAUUUCCCAAACUUAAUUGAACUCAGUACAAGUAGAUUGCUGUCAAAAUUAGAGCCUGGUUUAUCAAUAUGAAAAAAAGAAGAGCAAAGAAUUGUGAAAGUUGAAUAAAUUAGAGAUAUAUGUAAGAAACUGGAUGAAUAAUAUCAUGUGCCUUAUAUUUACUCCAUCUUUUUGCAAGAGGGUCUGAAUUAAGAGUCAAGAAAAUAUUACAACACUUAGUAUCAUAUCAUGAUGCUAACAAGGUCUGAAUUAAUAAAACAUAAACAUACAUCUGCACUUGCCUUAUAUCUUUUGAGUCAACACAUUAAACAUGAAAAAAAAAACAAACAAACAAA
This is a messenger RNA of Striga asiatica, 2123 nucleotides long. The record is from the annotation of a GenBank genome assembly. Lineage: Eukaryota; Viridiplantae; Streptophyta; Magnoliopsida; Lamiales; Orobanchaceae.